This is a messenger RNA of Telopea speciosissima, 1888 nucleotides long. Its product is annotated as disease resistance protein RUN1-like. Gene Ontology annotation, biological process: signal transduction; defense response. Gene Ontology annotation, molecular function: ADP binding. The transcript is spliced from 3 exons. Bases 81 to 1886 code for a protein of 601 amino acids. NCBI's taxonomy places the organism in Eukaryota, Viridiplantae, Streptophyta, Magnoliopsida, Proteales, Proteaceae. The record is from RefSeq and is a predicted model, not a curated record.
AUGGGUUGGUAGGGGCAGGGAUUCGCACCUUUAGAGACGACGAAGAGUUAAACAGAGGAGAGGAUAUCUCUUCAGGACUGAUGGAAGCCAUUAAAGAUUCUAGGAUUGCCAUUAUCAUCUUUUCUGAGAAAUACGCUUGUUCGACCUGGUGCCUUAGUGAGCUGGCGAAGAUCGUCGAAUGCUAUGAAGAUGGCAGAAUGGAAAAGGCUAUGCCUGUUUUCUACAAGGUGGAACCAUCGGAUGUCAGGCAUCAGCGUAACACUUAUGAGAAGACAUUUAAGAAACACGAAAAACGUUUCAAGAAGGAGAUGGGGAAGGUCAAGACGUGGAGGGCUGCUCUCACAAAAACUGCGAAUUUGUCAGGGUGGGAUCUAAAAAAUGUUGCUAAUGGGCAUGAGGGGAAGCUUAUACAGCUAAUUGCUAAAGAUGUGUUGACAAUAGUGAACCCGAAAUACCUCAAGGUUGCAGAAUAUCCAACUGGGUUAGAUUCCCACAUUGAGAACCUAUGUUGUUUGGUAAGUGAUGGCGGAUCAGAUGUUGUUCACAUCAUAGGGAUAUACGGUUCUAGUGGAAUAGGUAAGACAACUAUAGCAAAGGCCGUUUAUAACGACAUGCUUACAGAGUUUCAAAGUUGCAGCUUUCUUUUUAGUGUUAGAUCAGUGGUUCUAAGCCAACAGAAUGGUUUAGCUGGCUUACAGAAACAACUUAUCUCUGAUGUUUUAAAGAUAGACGUCAUAGGCAUAGACAAUGAGGAUCAAGGAAUCAUUUUUAUCAAAGAACGUCUACGCCAUAGAAGAGUUCUUAUUGUUCUUGACGACAUAGAGGAAAGUGAACAAUUCUAUAAAUUGGUUGGAGGGUGUGGUUCCUUUGGUCCGGGAAGUCGAAUCAUCGUAACAACUAGAGAUAAACAUUUGCUAAAAAAGUUGAAAGUGGAUGAAAAAUAUAAAUAUAGAGUCGAUACAAUGAAUCAAAAUGAAUCCCUUGAACUUUUCAGUUGUCAUGCCUUUGGACAAAGGCAUCCAUUAGAAGACUAUGUGCAGCUCUCAGAAGAUGUAAUACAUUAUGCAGGAGGCCUUCCGUUAGCUCUUGUGAUUUUGGGCUCUCGUCUAAACCAGAGAAGUCAAGUUGAGUGGGAAAGGGAAUUGGAGAAAUUAAGCAACAUACCCAAUGAUCGGAUUUUAGAAGCACUUGAAAUAAGUUAUAAUGCAUUAGAUAAAUUUGACCAGAGCAUGUUCCUUGAUAUAUCAUGCUUUUUAAUUGGAAAGGACAAAGACAAAGCAACUAAAAUUCUAGAGGCUUGUGGUCGGGGUGGAGAAGUUGGAAUUAAACUUCUCACGGAGAGGUCUUUGGUAACAAUUGAUGAAGGUAACAAGCUAUGUAUGCAUGAGCUGAAUCGAGAUAUGGUAAGGGAAAUUGUUCGUAGACAGUCUCCUCAGAAGCCUGGAGAGCGUAGUAGAUUGUGGGACCUUGACGAUGCCCUUGAUGUAAUGAUAAACCUCACAGGAACUGAUGCAAUUGAAGGCCUUCAAUUAGACUUGUGGAAACAUAGAGGUGAAGUCCGGUUGACCACUGCAGGAUUUUCUAAAAUGCAUAAUCUAAUAUUACUCGAAGUUGAUAGUGAAGGGGCCACCACCAAAAUACAUCCAGAAACUUCUCAACAGGAGUGUUUCAGAUACUUGGCUUGUUUUAGAUGGAAAGGAUUCCCUUUGGAAUAUAUACCAAAUGAUUUUCAUCUGGGAAACCUUGUUAUUCUUGACAUGCAGUAUAGCAAACUCAAAAAAGUUUGGAAGGUGACCAAGGUAUGUGACAAUUUUGUUCAGUUUUCCUUUGUGUUUGACCUUUUUUUUUUUUUUUUUUUUCAAUCAUAUAUAAUCUGUGGAAACUAAUU